CCACACCCUCUCCAGCCUUUUCUAGUAUUUUCCUAUCUUUCUUUUAUAGCAAUCGCUUUCUCGCGCGUAAACCGGAGGGUUGUAGCCGGUCUGGUUUCGGUUUAACUUUUCUAAAUGGUUCUCUUUGUCCCAUUUUUUUUUUAUUGUUUUCGUGUGUUUUUGAAGGUUUUAUAAUAAAGCGAGACUUAGCCCUUGUGGAGGUGGAACGCAUUACGCUCUGUGAUGUGGACUGGCAAUGUGUCUCAGGGCAACAUCAGCUUGAAGAAGCAGCGGAGUCGGAGUAUUCUGAACUCGUUCCUGUGUUGCUUUCGCGACUACAAUGUGGAAGCAGUCCCCACCAACAACAACACCAACGCCCACCCUCCAGUGGAAGAGAAUGGGUCCAUCGCCAAGUCUGACCAGGUGCAGGUCAUUCCCAGUCCCAGUCCUCCGACCAAAUUCCUCUUACCCGAGAGAAAAGCGAACGACGCUGGAAAGAAAUGUGUAGUCAUCGACUUAGAUGAAACCUUAGUCCAUAGUUCAUUUAAGCCCAUUAGCAAUGCUGAUUUCAUUGUUCCUGUUGAGAUCGACGGGACUAUUCAUCAGGUCUACGUAUUGAAAAGGCCGCAUGUGGACGAGUUCCUGCAGAAGAUGGGGAAGCUCUUUGAAUGCGUUCUCUUCACCGCGAGUCUAGCCAAGUACGCUGACCCUGUGGCUGACCUGCUGGAUCGCUGGGGCGUGUUCAGAGCGAGGCUCUUCAGAGAAUCGUGCGUUUUCCACAGAGGGAACUACGUCAAGGAUCUCAGUCGCUUAGGAAGGGACUUGAGCACAGUUAUCAUUGUAGACAAUUCCCCCGCGUCCUACAUCUUCCACCCUGAAAAUGCAGUGCCUGUGCAAUCCUGGUUCGACGACAUGUCAGACACCGAGUUGCAGGAUCUGAUCCCGUUCUUUGAAGGACUGAGUAAAGAAGACGAUGUUUACAGUAUGCUGCAACAUCUCCGCAACAGGUAGCGCUUGUGCUCCAGGUGUAUCGCCAUGGCAGAAGUAUUUCUUACGGCUGAUAUCCCCCUCCCCACCAACAACACCACACCGCCAAACCCCCCGCAG
Callorhinchus milii (elephant shark) is the source of this 1086-nucleotide messenger RNA. RefSeq names its product CTD (carboxy-terminal domain, RNA polymerase II, polypeptide A) small phosphatase-like a (gene ctdspla). The transcript is spliced from 8 exons. Gene Ontology annotation, molecular function: RNA polymerase II CTD heptapeptide repeat phosphatase activity. NCBI's taxonomy places the organism in Eukaryota, Metazoa, Chordata, Chondrichthyes, Chimaeriformes, Callorhinchidae. Bases 223 to 990 code for a protein of 255 amino acids. The record is from RefSeq and is a predicted model, not a curated record.